AUGGCAACUAUCACAACACCUAGUAUAACAACAAUUGAACAAUUAAGUAUUAACAAUCCGUCGUAUAUAUCUGAUCCAAAUGAUCCAACAGAAAAUAUUCUUGAUGAUGAUAUUCUUCCGCCAAUGCCAUUCAAUCGACAAGAACGACCACAAUCAACUCGUACAACUCGUUCAACAACAAGUCGUUCAUCAGUGAAUAACCUUGACGGACGUGUUUCAUGUCAUGAUUAUCAUGCUUCUAAAUAUUUCUCAUAUAGAAAUCAAGGAUUUGAAAAAGCACUUUAUAAUAUUCAAAAAGGAUUUUUUCCUAAUAUUGAUUUUACAACUGAAUUUCGAGAUAAUCUUAUGAAACGAUCAUGGUUAUUAAUUGAUAUUGAUCAUUGGAAUUUACAUCGUGAAGUUAUUGUUACAAUUAUGGAAAAUCAUAUAUUAAUUGUUCGUUAUAAUUUUGUACGAGAACGGAUUAUUUAUUCACAAAUAAUUCGUUUUGAUGAUAUUACUUCAGUUACAUAUGGUCCAUGUUCUUAUCCAAAUAAAUCUCUAAUGGGUGAAUAUCAAUAUGGUGGAAUUAAAAUUAUUCAUGGAGAUGAACCAUCGUUUUUGACACGUUGGAAUCCAGGUGCUCAAACUAAUGUACAUGUAUUCGUAUCACAUCAUUUAGCUUAUAAUGAUAAAGAACGUGAAACGAUUUAUUAUAAUUGUGAUGAAUUUAUUCAAUCACUUGAUACUGCUUUAAAUACAUAUCGUCGAACACAAAAUAAAGAAAAACUUGAAUUUGUUGAAGAUAAAAUUAUUAUUCCAAGUUAUGCAAAUGUUUGGUCUCUUCUCUUUAAUCAAAGUUAUUUAGGCUUUAAUCGUGAUCGAAAUGGAGCUAAUUGGUAA
This is a messenger RNA of Rotaria sordida, 882 nucleotides long. The record is from the annotation of a GenBank genome assembly. Lineage: Eukaryota; Metazoa; Rotifera; Eurotatoria; Philodinida; Philodinidae.